AUGAAAGUGUUCGAGUUGAUAGGAGGGAUGGUCAUCCUCACCUCUGUGUUUUCAGCCUGUGCCGCACAAAGUCCAAUGACUGUGCUGUGCUCCAUAGACUGGUUCAUGGUCACCGUGCACCCCUUCAUGUUGAAUAACGAUGUAUACGUGCACUUCCAUGAGUUACACUUGGGCCUGGGCUGCCCUGCCAACCACGUUCAGCCACACGCCUACCAGUUCACCUACCGCGUUACGGAAUGUGGCAUCCGGGCCAAGGCUGUCUCUCUGGACAUGGUCAUGUACAGCACAGAGCUGCACUAUGCUUCGAAGGUGACCUCUUCGAAGUACAUGAUCCCAGUGUCCUGCACUGCUCCCCAACAGUCCCCAUGGCUUGCUCCGCCCUGCUCCGUGAGAGUAGCUGGUGGGACAGGCACCACCACCCAGCACGGUGGGGCAAGCUACGACGUGUUCACCUUGUCGCAGUCCAGCCAAAGGCCUGACUGCGACUGUCCGCCUUGUGUCUUCGGUGAAGAAGAGUGUAUCCAGGCCCCCCGGCACCAAGGGGAGGCUCAGGAGGGCCUGCUGGUGCAGCCGUCUGCCUUUGUGGAUAUUUCUGAAGACUGGUCUCUUCGCUCGGAUGAUCUCAUUGAGUCCAUGUGA
Messenger RNA from Neomonachus schauinslandi (Hawaiian monk seal), 639 nucleotides. RefSeq names its product placenta enriched 1 (gene PLAC1). The coding region runs from base 1 to 639 and encodes 212 amino acids. NCBI's taxonomy places the organism in Eukaryota, Metazoa, Chordata, Mammalia, Carnivora, Phocidae. The record is from RefSeq and is a predicted model, not a curated record. The transcript has a single exon.